Molecule: messenger RNA, 2020 nt
Organism: Bombina bombina (fire-bellied toad)
Lineage: Eukaryota; Metazoa; Chordata; Amphibia; Anura; Bombinatoridae
Gene: SNRPC
Product: small nuclear ribonucleoprotein polypeptide C
Exons: 6
Coding region: 99-596 (165 amino acids)
Biological process (GO): mRNA 5'-splice site recognition; spliceosomal snRNP assembly; mRNA splicing, via spliceosome
Cellular component (GO): U1 snRNP; nucleus
Molecular function (GO): pre-mRNA 5'-splice site binding; zinc ion binding
Source: RefSeq, a predicted model, not a curated record
AUCCGGCCAUUGGACGACGUAACUUUGCUCAAAACAGAAGCAAUUCUAGGCAUCACUUCCUACUGCGACUAAGAAGUCGACCGCCAUCCUUUGCCACCAUGCCUAAGUUUUACUGCGAUUACUGCGACACCUACCUCACACAUGACUCGCCUUCAGUCCGUAAGACACAUUGCAGUGGACGAAAACACAAGGAAAAUGUGAAAGAUUAUUAUCAGAAGUGGAUGGAAGAGCAGGCACAGAGCCUAAUUGACAAGACAACUGCUGCAUUUCAACAGGGGAAAAUCCCACCUACUCCAUUUGCAGCUCCACCACCUGGAAGUGCUAUGAUGCCACCGCCCCCAAGCCUAGGGGGUCCACCCCGCCCUGGCAUGAUGCCUGCACCGCCAAUGGCUGGCCACCACAUGAUGCAAAUGAUGGGCCCACCUCCUCCAGGAAUGAUGCAAGUUGGACAUGUUUCUUCUUCCUUUCCAGGCCCUGGGAUGAGGCCACCUAUGGGUGCACACAUGUCUAUGAUGCCCGGUCCACCCAUGAUGCGCCCGCCUGGCCGUCCCAUGAUGCUUCAGUCCCGUCCUGGAAUGGCUCGCCCUGACCGAUAAUAGACUUUUUAAUUCCCCACCACCACCUUUUAAGCAUUUUUCUUUCUUUUAAUUUGUCUGCAUCAGUGAGAAUUAGAUUGAAACAGAGCACACAGGAGUUGCAGAUUUGGAUCUCUGUUACUUUACCAAGAUAGGUAUUAAGUAAAAGAUGCCACUUACGUGUUUCUGAUAGGGAUGUUCCAUAUGCCUGCAUGUGUUCUCCCCCCCCCCCCCCCAUUCUAUCCAAGAAUGGACACAGUGUGCUUUGAUGGCAAUCUCUCUAGUUUUUGUUUUCUUGUUAAGAGUAUACUGCUUCACUUUUUUUUUGUUAAAAAAAAAAAAAAAAAUUCUUCAUAUUACAUAUUUGAAAAUUAGAUCAUAUAUUUCUUCCUUGAGGAUGAUUACUACUUUUAAUAUGGCAACAGACCUCUUGAUUGUGAUCCCCAUUUUGAAGUGUGAUAAAACUUGGCUACAUAGACAUAUAGACCUCAAUAUGAAGAGACUUCUGGUAUUUUACUUUUGGAAGAGGGCAGCCAAACACAGCCAGGAAUACUUGCACAAGUUAAUGGUGGCUAGCUGAGGGAUUAGUUAUACCUUUAUAAAUGAUUUGAUAUUACCUUAUGUUGUAAUUGGGGGACCUGGUAGAAUACCUUGUUUGUGUAUAAUGGUUUCAUCAGUACAAGGUAAGACCUACUUUAGAACCCUACUACACUUCUGUAAAGUAAUACUACAUCUGCCAUAUUGUGCCAAGUGGAUAUCUUAAUGGUGUUUUUAAUUUAUCUGAAUACGCACCCACUGGUUGAAAAAGUUAAUUCUAGUUUAAAGGGACAGUCACUUCAAAAUCAAACUUUAGAUAGAUAUGCAGUUUAAUUUUUUCCCCCAAUUUAAUUAUUUUAUCAACUUUACUUUGUUCUUUUGGAAUCCUUUGUUGAAGAGUAAACCUGGGUACACUCCUAGGACUUCCUGGGCUUACACGCAUGCGCCUUUAGCAUUUUCUGGCAGCGUUGUUUCUAGUAAUGUUAGACAUUUGUUGCAAAUACUGCUGCCAUAGAGUGACAUUGCACAUCCCUGAGCUACUAUGAGUCCACUUCGAUUUACUCUUCAACAAAGGAUAUCAAGAAAACUAAACACAUUUGAUAAUAGAAUUAAAUUUUUUUUUUUUUUUUUUUUUUUUUUUUUUUUAUUGCAUUCUGUAUCUGAAUCAAAGAAGUUUAAUUUUGGUUUGUCUGUCCCAUUAAAUAUACUUAUUUGCAUCGUGCACUGCAUUAAAUGACUCGAGCAUUUUUUGUUUUCUUUUCUUCUGUCCUGUCCUAGUUAUUUCUCUGGCCAAAAUUUAUAUUUGAAAUUUGUCUCCAUUGUCUUCAAAAUUGUUUCUCAUUUUUACAACCUGUUUGGAUGCAGUUUAUCGUUAAACUUUUAUUAUAAAAGUUUUUUUGCUAAUUAAA